AUGUGGCUAGGAGGUCCCGUCAGCCCAACCGCACUAUCUCCUUCCUCUGUUCACGGAGGGCACGGCGGACGCCAUGCAGCCGCUCGUGGCCGCAGAUGGCCAUGUGCCGGCCAUCCGGCGCACCCCGGCGACCUACAAGACCUGCCCUCGACCCCGCGGACAACCCUAACUCCUCCCUCCCUUCUCCCUCGCGCCGCUUUCAUCCCAACAGCUCGUGCCAGAGAUGUGGUCGCCGCCGCCUCAUCGUUUUUGUGGCUGUUGGCCGCAUCUCGCCAAGACGGCGUGUCCAUAAGCUCUGUAGGCGUCCUCUCCGUCCUCGGCGCCACGAGAUCGAGGCCGAAACCACCUGCAUCGCCGCCCAUGCCCGUCCCCCUCGCCGGAAUCUACAGCUGCCUUCGUCGAUUUGCACAACUGCGCCACCCUGGCAGUCCCGAGCACGUCUCCGCCCCUCCUCUCGAUGACGGAUCCCAGGAGCCAUACGACGCCACUGAUGACUACUACUACCCGGAGGACGCCUUCUACUACGUGAAGACCGGCGAUGACUAGGACUAGUUAGGAGGCUCCCAGGCAGGAGGCCUUGCCUUUCCGAUCAUUGUUGCUUUUGUGCUAGCCUUCUUAAGGCAAACUUGUCUAACUUAUGUCUGUACUCAGAUAUUGUUGCUU
Triticum aestivum (bread wheat) is the source of this 663-nucleotide messenger RNA. RefSeq lists its product as uncharacterized. Lineage: Eukaryota; Viridiplantae; Streptophyta; Magnoliopsida; Poales; Poaceae. The transcript has 2 exons. The record is from RefSeq and is a predicted model, not a curated record. Bases 1 to 546 code for a protein of 181 amino acids.